This is a messenger RNA of Paramecium pentaurelia, 1503 nucleotides long. The record is from the annotation of a GenBank genome assembly. Lineage: Eukaryota; Ciliophora; Oligohymenophorea; Peniculida; Parameciidae.
AUGAGUAGAGUAAGAUUGCUUACUAUAUAGAAAGCAAAAGAUUAAAGACCCAAAUAUGUCUAUAAAUUGUAAUUAAGUUAACAAGUUGGAUGGAUUACAGAAUAAAAGAACAAUAAACUUUUAUUAAAAGCAUUUACAAUCAGAUAUUAGAAUAAGUUCAAAGACUUUACAGGAAAAACAGAAGACUUACAGAAGUAAUUAAAUAUCAAAUAUAAUAGAUUAAGAGAACAUUUAAAGAAUAAGGUGACAUUUUCUAAGAUAUCAGAUUUCUAUGAGGCAUAAUAUAAUUUAGGGAAAGGAAGUUCUGCAAAAGUAAUACAAAUAAAAGAGAUUGGAGCAGAAUCAGUAAUGUUAGCAGCCAAAGCCAUAGAUAAAAAUUAUCUUUAGAAGAGUGAAUUUGGAAUGUAAGCAUUUUUAAAUGAAGUUGCUAUUCUUAACUUUCUUAGUAAAUAAAACAGUAAUUCACCAUUUAUAAAAUUAUAUGAAACAUUUGAGGGCGAUCACACAUAUUAUUUAAUUUUAGAUUUAUUACGUGGAAGAACUUUAGCAGAAGAAAUAGAUCUAUUAAAAGUAUUAUAUAAUUGAUAAUUUAUUGUAUAGUAAAAGAAAGAAUUGCUAUCAUUAAAGUCAGUAAAAAUAAUAAUGUAACAGUUAUUAGAAGGAGUGAAGAUUCUUCAUGAGAAUAAUAUUAUACAUAGAGAUCUUAAACCAGAUAACAUUAUGUUCCGUGAAUAAGAUCAGUAUAAUACUCUUAUUAUAGUGGAUUUUGGAUUGUCAACCUUUACUGAUGUAUCUAAAUAUUAAUUUCCAAAAUGUGGAACACCUGGAUAUGUAGCUCCUGAGAUUUUAAAUUUAAUUGAUAGAGAAUUAAAAUAUGAUAAAGUUUGUGACAUAUUUAGUUGUGGAUGCAUAUUUUAUAAAUUAUUAUUUGGAGAUAGUUUAUUUUUUGGUAAUACAUUUAAUGAAGUGUUGGCUUAAAAUAAAAAAUGUAAUUUUAUUCUUGAUGGACGUGAUAUGGAUAUGAUUUCUUUAGAAGCAUAAUAAUUAUUAAAAAGAAUGCUUACAAAAAAUCCAGCAGAAAGAAUUACAGCUAAAUAAGCUUUGGAAUCUGAUUUUUUCAAAAAUUAAAUUACUUUAUCUCCAUAAAAUAGUAUUAAAUAUUAAUUAUUAAUUCUAGUUAUGAAAAUGUUUAAAACUAAUAAUAAUACAAGUAAUAAAAACAUUUUUUAACCAACUGCUGAUGGAUAAUUAUCUGAAGCUGAAUCUCCUUUUUAAAGAAUUUAAAAUAAACUAUUAAAUUAAAUGGAUUUUGAUGCUGAUAUAUCUGAAAAUAAAUCUUCAUUCAUUUAAAUUAAAUAAUUACCACAAGUUAAAAAACCUUCUUGUGGUAAAAUAGAAGAUUCUACUUUAGGAAGUUUCUAUACUAAAGAUCCUUUAAAUAGCUUUAAAAAAUUAAAAGCUAGUAUAAUAUUUUAUUAAAUUAAGUAUCUCUUAAAAAUUUGA